Polypterus senegalus (gray bichir) is the source of this 2310-nucleotide messenger RNA. Its product is annotated as G-protein coupled receptor 54-like. Lineage: Eukaryota; Metazoa; Chordata; Cladistia; Polypteriformes; Polypteridae. The coding region runs from base 1 to 747 and encodes 248 amino acids. Gene Ontology annotation, molecular function: G protein-coupled peptide receptor activity. The record is from RefSeq and is a predicted model, not a curated record. The transcript has 3 exons. Gene Ontology annotation, cellular component: membrane. Gene Ontology annotation, biological process: neuropeptide signaling pathway.
AUGUUUCCCAAAGACAUAGCUCGGUUUUCUUUCAAGUGGGUGAUGGUGUCUUUAGUGCAAUGCAGUAUCUUAUAUGUUAUUAUUCCUGAGUCAAAAUGGAAUCCUAAUGGACAGAAAGUCUGCAGUUUGCAAGGUUCUUUUAUUUUAUCAACUCCAAUUAUUAUGUAUCAGAAGACCCAAGAAGGCUAUUGGUAUGGACCAAGAACUUACUGCAUAGAAACGUUCCCAUCAGAAACGCAUAAGAAAGUCUUCAUUCUGUACCACUUCUUGGCGGUGUAUCUGCUCCCACUCCUCACAAUCUCUCUCUGCUAUUCUUUUAUGUUAAAGAGAGUUGGACAACCAGUUGUAGAACCAGUGGACAAUAAUUACCAGGUACAGCUCCUCUCUGAGAGAACCAUUGCCAUGCGAAGCAAGAUUUCUAAAAUGGUAGUUGUAAUUGUCUUGCUUUUUACUAUCUGCUGGGGUCCAAUACAGCUCUUCACUUUGUUUCAAGCUUUCUACCCAAAGUUCCAAGCCAACUAUGCCACCUAUAAGAUAAAGACCUGGGCCAACUGCAUGUCAUAUGCUAAUUCUUCUAUCAACCCUAUUGUGUAUGGCUUCAUGGGAGCAAGCUUCCGAAAAUCAUUCAAAAAAGCCUUUCCUUUCAUGUUCAGACGUAAGGUUAGAGAUGGAAGCAUGGCAUCAGGAACAGUGAAUGCAGAAAUGAAAUUUAUUGCUACAGAAGUCACCCAGAAUGAACAGAAAUAAUAUAUUUAAUAAAUUUAAAAAAUAUGAAAAGCUGUACUUGGGGAACAAUUGAAUAUCAUUUGGCAAAAGCAUACGGAGUUAAUGAUGAAUUCAUUACAGUACAGUGCAUUAGACCUCCAAGUAUACUUUGAAAGCUGAACGACAGUACUGCCAUUAACUGCCAGAGUAAAAUAAGCAGAUUAUGAAAGACUUGCAAAUGCAAAUGUGAAUAUUUUCUGAAGCUGUGGUUCUGAGGCGUACUUCUAAUGAGAAAUAAGUGACCUGAACUGAGUAUAACAACAGCAUCUCCAACAAAAUGAUUCAAACUCAGCUAAGUAAAUAUAUUCGGUAAACAUGUUUCUGGUAAACUUUCCAAGUUGAUUGUUUUAUAAGGGAAAAAGUAUUUAACAAAGAAAAAGUAAAAAGUUAAUCAACUGCCACUCUUGUUAAAUGGUAAUUUGACUUGAAUACUAUUUACUUUCCAGUGGACUAUAAUAAAGGUUACCUGUUGAUGGUCUUGACCAAUUCCAAGCUGUUCUCUGUGCCUCAAAAGCCAAGGACCUGUGGAUGCAAUACAAGGUGCAAGAACAAAGACUUCAGUGUUUGAGGAAAAGGAUAGUCAGUAUGUGCACUGCUACUGCUGUUACUCAAAACCUGUUUCUGUAUCAUUGUCAACGGCACUUAUAAACUUCAUUGAAUUUAUCAUCCUGGACAGAGUGAGGUCAGUAUAUGAAUAACAUUUAGCAGGUUUAAAAUGGAAGUAGCCUCAUAUAAUUUGAACAUAUGAUCAAAGAAUAAAAUUUUACCACAAAUGUUUUAUUAAUAAUUAGCUAAACAAUAUAGCCAUAGGUUCUCUUACUUAUAAGCAUGAAUUGAUGAAACCCUAAGAAAGAGAGAUAACAGGCCAGAAGAGGUGUUGAUAAGUGGCUAACUCAGGUGACAUCAUCAGGGACAGUGUACUCUGCUCCUUGGUACCUUGUCUACGUGGAGUGCUAUUAAGAAUGUGAAAAGAGCAAGGAUGAUUAAAGAAUCAAAAAUCCAAACAUAUGUGAUUUAAAUGUUCCACUAUUGAUUUGGGGUUACUGUACAAUGGAGAAGACUUUUGGUGGAGGCUUCUUGCAAAUUUGGCUGUGCUCCCUAGAUUAGCAGUCCUUGAGACAGAAUACAGAGGCAGGUAGCAUCUAGAGCAGUCCUGACGAUCUGUUAAUUUAAUUGUGUAUCAUCAUUGAGCUGUUUAGAGGUACUGGCUGUUGCAAGUGAACCAGAGGCUUGGGGGCUCUAAAAAGGGACUCUCUUGUCUUUGGUAUUAUCUUUACGAAGGCCUAGAAAAGGAACAUAUAUAUAGGUAAUGCAAAAAGGUACUGGAAAGGCAGUAAUUCCAAGAUGGGAUGAAAGUGUCCAAGUAAGUGAAGGAUCCAGAAAGAAAUAGAAGUAAGAAAUGCAUGGACUAGGGUAAGCAGGCCAGCUAUCCUAUCAUUAAUGAGGAUGUAUGAAUAUCCAGUGCUUCAUGUUCAGUGUUUGUGUCUUUUAUUCCUGUGUGAGCCCUCCGUUAAUACUUUGGUAAUUAAAUCUCUUAUUUUUGUA